AUGUGAAUGCGAGUGAUACUGAUACCUACCUCACACUUUCGUUUAUCCAAGAAAUUUCCACUACUCGUGGUUCUGGAGGAGGUUCCUCUUCAUUUGGUAAUUGGGAACACCUGAAUUCUUCCAGUACAAAUAAAGCUUGGUAUUUAUAUAUAGCUGUCUAUCUCAAAUCAAAACUACAAUAAUUUCAGACAGUACCCAUUCUCACAGAGAGAUAGGGAGGGAGAAAAAUGGAGAAAGCAGUAAACAGACAGAAAGUUCUUCUUGGUCAUUUGCAACCCACUUCUUCUUCUUCUGCUCUUUUGCAGUCCCAUGAGUCGGCUUGUUUUUCUACUUCAGUUUGUGCGGCUGGAGAUAACGCUGCAUAUCACCGGACAGCUGCUUUUGGUGAUGAUGUGGUGAUAGUGGGUGCUUACCGCACUGCCAUUUGCAAAUCCAAGCGAGGUGGUUUCAAGGAUACCCAUCCCGAUGAUCUACUUGGCUCAGUUUUGAAGGCACUGAUAGAGAAAACAAAUGUGAAUCCAAGUGAGGUAGGGGACAUAGUUGUUGGUACAGUUCUUCCUCCUGGUUCACAAAGGGCAACUGAGUGCAGGAUGGCGGCUUUCUAUGCUGGUUUUCCUGAAACGGUGCCCAUCAGAACAGUCAACAGGCAAUGCUCGUCUGGCCUGCAGGCAGUUGCUGAUGUUGCUGCUUCCAUAAAAGCUGGAUUUUAUGACAUUGGCAUUGGGGCUGGGUUGGAGUGCAUGACGGUGGAUUCCAUUGGCAGAGUUUCCCAAGUUAACCCAAGAGUAGAUGCCUUUGUACAAGCUCGAGAUUGUCUUCUUCCUAUGGGUAUCACUUCUGAAAAUGUUGCACAGCGUUAUGGUGUUACACGGCAAGAGCAAGACCAGGCUGCAGUUGAAUCUCAUAGGAAAGCUGCUGCAGCGACUCUAUCUGGAAAAUUCAAAGAUGAAAUCAUCCCAGUUUCUACAAAGAUCAUAGACCCAAAAACUGGUGAAGAGAAGUCUGUCACAAUUUCAGUGGAUGAUGGAAUUCGACCAAACACAAACAUGGCAGAUCUGGCGAAGCUGAAGCCUGCGUUCAAAAAGGAUGGGUCCACAACUGCUGGUAAUGCUAGCCAGGUCAGUGAUGGUGCUGGUGCAGUCCUUCUUACUAAAAGAAGUGUGGCUGUGCAGAAGGGACUUCCAAUUCUUGGGGUGUUCAGGAGUUUUGCCGCUAUUGGUGUGGAUCCUGCUGUUAUGGGAGUAGGCCCAGCUUUUGCAAUUCCAGCUGCAGUGAAAGCUGCUGGACUAGAAAUUGAUGAUAUUGACCUGUUUGAAAUUAAUGAGGCAUUUGCAUCCCAGUAUGUUUAUUGUUGUAAGAAACUGGAGCUUGAUCCAGAAAAAGUCAAUGUCAAUGGUGGUGCAAUUGCUCUUGGGCAUCCUUUGGGUGCUACAGGUGCCCGCUGUGUUGCAACUCUUCUGUAUGAAAUGAAGCGUCGUGGGAAGGACUGCCGCUUUGGAGUAAUCUCAAUGUGCAUAGGCACAGGUAUGGGGGCUGCUGCUGUUUUUGAACGAGGAGAUUGUGUCGAUGAGCUAUGCAAUGCUCGAAAGGUUAGAAGUAACGAGUUUUUAUCAAAGGAUGCUCUUUAGACAUUUGUUUUCAUGUAAUUCAUUAUGUCCAUGUGUAGCUCUAGAGGAUAUCAAAUAAAACAGACAUCUUAUGGGUGCUGCAAGUUUGAAAAUAAAGAUGUCAGCUUUCCUCCAGUGCAAAAGUUGAGUCUUGUGUGUUUCAGUUUCAUGAUUUCGCAAUGGGCUUGUCAAGACUCGAUAUCAAUUUAGUUUGCCAUUGCAAUUAUAGUGCAUGUUUCAAUGUUUUGCUUCAAUUGAUUUACUACUGUAUGGAAAAAUCUGUCUUUUACAAGGGAGGAAGGCAAUAAAAGGGGCAAUGGUCUAGCUUGAUUUA
Molecule: messenger RNA, 1941 nt
Organism: Hevea brasiliensis (rubber tree)
Lineage: Eukaryota; Viridiplantae; Streptophyta; Magnoliopsida; Malpighiales; Euphorbiaceae
Product: 3-ketoacyl CoA thiolase 1, peroxisomal-like
Exons: 14
Coding region: 228-1628 (466 amino acids)
Biological process (GO): phenylacetate catabolic process; fatty acid beta-oxidation
Cellular component (GO): peroxisome
Molecular function (GO): acetyl-CoA C-acyltransferase activity
Source: RefSeq, a predicted model, not a curated record